Messenger RNA from Nicotiana attenuata, 388 nucleotides. RefSeq lists its product as uncharacterized. The coding region runs from base 52 to 381 and encodes 109 amino acids. The record is from RefSeq and is a predicted model, not a curated record. The transcript has 2 exons. Lineage: Eukaryota; Viridiplantae; Streptophyta; Magnoliopsida; Solanales; Solanaceae.
CAUUCGAAGAGCUGAAAAGAGCAGUGGAGAGAGUAGAAAUAGUGGACGCUCAUGCCCACAACAUUGUGGCGCUGGAUUCCACUGUCCCUUUCCUCAGCUGCUUCUCUGGCGACAUUGUGUCCGACUCACCUCACACCCUCGACUUCAAGAGAAGCCUGGAUGAAAUCUGUGAACUAUAUGGCUCAAGCUUAUCCUUGGAUUCUGUUCAAGAAUCUCGGGGACGCCUUGGGUUGGCGUCAAGUGCUGCUAUUUGCUUCAAAGCUGCAAGAAUUGCUGCCUUACUUCUUGACGAUGGAAUUAAGUUGGACAAAACGCUUGACAUCAAAUGGCACCAAAGUCUUGUACCAACAGUUGGUAGAAUACUACAAGUUGAGCAUGUAGCUGAAAA